ACCAACUCUGUCCUAAAACACACGAACACACCUUCCCUCCGCAACUCACUCUCCCCACAGAUCACAGACCAAAUGAAAAAUAUUCUGUGGUUCAUAAAUCAAAAUCAGAUGUUGCUACUGAAUCCGGAAAUAUGAGAGGACCUUCCCCUAGUCCCGUUGAGCCACGACUCCGUUUGUCUGCUUCAUUAAAUGAGGACUCAAACAAACGAAGAUCCCACAGAAAUAAAGUUUUUGGCCAUAUUGAAAAGGCACUCCGGAUUCCUGUUCAAGAUCGGAAUUUAAACUACAAGCCUACCUUGAAGCUUGUGCUCGUCAUCAUAACAUUAGGCACCUUUGUGACACUCUUCCUUUCUCCAGCAAUUUAUCAUACAGAGCAUCUAUCGAACUCUCUAUCCUGGCCUGCUUCUCAAGAGCGAUCGAUAGGAGAAGGCACUGUUGUAGAUUUACGUUAUUUAUCACCAUUAGACACCAAUUGGGACCAAAUAUCAGACGCCUUAGAUAAGCUGACAGACAAGGAUACAUACAAGGGGAUUGGAUUGUUGAACUUUAAUAACAGCGAGAUCAAACAAUGGAAGGAGCUGAUACCUGAUGCCGAGCAUGUUGUUCUGCAUUUGGACCGUGUGUCCUUCAACACAACAUGGGAAUCGCUAUACCCUGAAUGGAUUGACGAAGAGGAAGAAUUUGACGUUCCUACUUGUCCUUCUCUACCCAAGAUCCAAUAUCCAGGAAAACCACGACUUGAUCUUAUUGCUGUCAAGCUCCCCUGCAACAAGUCGGGGAGCUGGUCAAGAGAUGCGGCCCGAUUGCACCUGCAGCUCGAAGCAGCAAGACUUGCUGCAUCUUCCAAAGGGUACCAUCCAAUGCUUGUGCUUAUGGUGACUGAGUGCUUUCCGACCCCAAAUCUGUUUACUUGUAAAGAUCUUGUUGUACGAGAAGGGGAUAUUUGGCUAUAUCAACCAAAUCUUAAUAAAUUGAGAGAAAAAGUACAACUUCCAGUUGGGUCAUGUGAGCUUGCAGUUCCUCUCAAGGCUAAAGAGAACUUUCAUUCUGAAAGAGCACACCGGGAAGCAUAUGCAACAAUCCUACACUCUGCCCAUGUAUAUGUUUGUGGGGCCAUUGUUGCAGCACAAAGUAUUCGCAUGGCUGGUUCAACACGAGAUCUCGUGAUUCUUGUUGAUGAAACAAUUAGUGACUAUCACCGAGGAGGGUUGGAGGCUGCCGGGUGGAAGAUUCACACGAUCAAAAGGAUCAGGAACCCAAAAGCAGAACCAGAGGCAUAUAAUGAGUGGAACUACAGCAAAUUCCGUCUUUGGCAGCUCACAGAAUAUGACAAGAUCAUCUUUAUUGAUGCUGACUUGCUUAUACUUAGGAAUAUCGAUUUCCUGUUCGAGAUGCCAGAAAUAUCAGCCACAGGAAACAAUGCUACGCUGUUCAACUCAGGUGUGAUGGUCAUUGAACCGUCUAAUUGUACCUUUCAGCUGCUAAUGGAUCACAUCAAUGAAAUUGUGUCCUACAAUGGUGGGGACCAAGGGUACCUCAAUGAAAUCUUUACAUGGUGGCAUAGAAUUCCGAAACACAUGAACUUCUUAAAACACUUUUGGGAAGGCGAUGAACCGGAGAAGAAAGAGAUGAAAACUCGCCUCUUUGGAGCUAAUCCUCCAAUCCUUUAUGUCCUACACUAUCUGGGUAAUAAACCAUGGAUUUGCUUCCGGGACUACGAUUGCAACUGGAACGUAGACAUUUUGCAAGAGUUUGCGAGUGAUGUUGCGCAUAAGAGAUGGUGGAAAGUGCAUGAUGCAAUGCCAGAAAACCUGCACAAGUACUGUUUGCUUCGCUCCAAGCAGAAGGCGGCAUUGGAAUGGGAUCGGAGGCAGGCCGAGAAAGCAAAUUACACAGACGGUCACUGGAAAGUUAAGAUAAAGGAUAAGCGUUUGAAGAUAUGUUUUGAGGAAUUCUGUUUCUGGGAGAGCAUGUUAUGGCACUGGGGCGAAAAGAACUGGACAGACAAUGCCACAGUCACUCCGGCACCGCCUGCAAUCACAGCAUCACUCUCUUCUUCAUAAAUUAAUUUUUUUUCCCCUUCAUACUUGUACACUUAAUUUAGAUGGAAAAAGUUUUUUUGCAUUCUUAAGACAUGAUAAAGAAUUGUAUCUUCUUAUAAAUUAUUAUUCUUAUUUAAUGCAUUUUACACUCACUCUUGGCACAGUUUACAUGCUUUGGUGCCUAGUUUCUACAAUAUUCCUAAUGCCAUGAAGUAUAAUCUCUGUAAACUUA
Molecule: messenger RNA, 2274 nt
Organism: Morus notabilis
Lineage: Eukaryota; Viridiplantae; Streptophyta; Magnoliopsida; Rosales; Moraceae
Product: putative UDP-glucuronate:xylan alpha-glucuronosyltransferase 3
Exons: 5
Coding region: 132-2063 (643 amino acids)
Biological process (GO): xylan biosynthetic process
Molecular function (GO): glycosyltransferase activity
Source: RefSeq, a predicted model, not a curated record